AUGUCCUUAAGUAAAGAAAUUGCUGUAAAAUAUCAAAUUAAAGAAACUUUGCUAAAUAAAAUUGAAAAAAUUGAAGAUUCUACAUUACAGGAAUUGAGCUCUUUGAAAGAAGACAUAGAAAAAGAGUUAAAUGAUCUUAUAGAUGAACUUGCUAAAAAUAAUGCAGAAUGGGACACUGAAUUGUUAACUCCGGAAGGUUUCCCAAGAGAUGAUUUAGACGUAUUAGCAAUUAUAACAAUUAAAAAGAAUAUAAAUAUGUUGAGAAAUGAUUUGAAGAAAGUGAUGAAUUGUUUACAUAAGGCAAUAUCAAAUAAUUCUGAAUUAAUGAAAAAAAAUUUAACUUCAUCGGAAUCGAUUCAAAAUAAGGUUAUACAUCCAAUGAAUAGUAACAUUCCAUUUGCAAUCUUUACUGAAGUUAUUAAAAACAGUCCCUGUGAUAAAGCUGGAAUUAAUUCAAACGAUAAAUUAAUCCAAAUUGAUAAUUUUAACGCAGCAAAUUAUAAGAAUUUGAACGUCAUAAAGAACUACAUCGUCAUGCAUGAAAAUAUCGAAAUGAAAUUAAGAAUCUUAAAGUCAACUAAUGUUAUGAAAGAAAUAAUUUUGAUACCAUCAAAGAACUGGGAUGGUUUGGGAGUCUUAGGGUGCAAGUUGACAAUAUUAUAA
Molecule: messenger RNA, 663 nt
Organism: Vanderwaltozyma polyspora DSM 70294
Lineage: Eukaryota; Fungi; Ascomycota; Saccharomycetes; Saccharomycetales; Saccharomycetaceae
Gene: NAS2
Product: Nas2p
Exons: 1
Coding region: 1-663 (220 amino acids)
Biological process (GO): proteasome regulatory particle assembly
Cellular component (GO): cytoplasm; nucleus
Molecular function (GO): protein binding
Source: RefSeq, a predicted model, not a curated record